Messenger RNA from Saccostrea cuccullata (small rock oyster), 3988 nucleotides. RefSeq names its product serine/arginine repetitive matrix protein 1-like. The transcript has 15 exons. Bases 43 to 3270 code for a protein of 1075 amino acids. Gene Ontology annotation, cellular component: spliceosomal complex. Gene Ontology annotation, molecular function: RNA binding. The record is from RefSeq and is a predicted model, not a curated record. Gene Ontology annotation, biological process: mRNA processing; regulation of mRNA splicing, via spliceosome. NCBI's taxonomy places the organism in Eukaryota, Metazoa, Mollusca, Bivalvia, Ostreida, Ostreidae.
GCAUUGUGGGUUAUAGUCGGUGGCCAUUUUGGAGCGUGGAAGAUGACUGAUGCAGGGUUUUUUAAGGGCACGACAGCCGACCAGGACAAUCGGUUCAGCGACAAAAAGAAAAAAUUAAUGAAGUCCAUGAAGUUCAACGAUGGACUGGAACAAAAGGUUGACAUGUCUAAAGUUAACUUGGACACGAUCAAGCCCUGGAUAGCUCAGAGAAUCACAGAACUGCUGGGCAUCGAAGACGACGUCCUUGUAGAAUUUGUCUACAACCAGUUAGAGCCCAGGUUCCCCGACCCGAAGGAAAUGCAGAUCAACCUGACGGGAUUCCUGAACCCGAAGAACGCGCGAAUUUUCCUGGGAGAACUCUGGGAACACCUGUGUAGCGCUCAGGAAAACAUCGGGGGCAUCCCCGCCAAGUUUGUAGAGCAGAAGAAGGAGGAAAUCAAACGAAAAAAGGCGGAGCAGGAAAGGAUUCAGGCAAACUUAAAGAAACACGAGGAACAGAUUCGUGAGACUCUACGUGAACAAGAGGAGCAGGAGAAGAGGCAGAGAAGGAGGUCAAGAUCUAGAAGUAAGAGUCCCAAGAGAAAAAGAGAGCCCUCCCCGACAAAAUCUCCGAAGAAAGAGAAGAGUCCGACCCCCGACAGGAAGUCAGGAUCUCCCCAGAAACCUGACGAGUCCUCCACAGAGGUCAAAACCAAUGGUAACGAUGUGGUAAAUCAGAAUGGGACAGAAGAAAAGAAGGAGGUAAAGACAGACAAGGAAGAGCAGAAGAAAAAGUCCUCCAGUCGAUCUAGAAGUAGGUCACACAGUCGUCAUAGGAGUCGCUCUGCUGACCGUCGCCGACGCAGAUCUAGGUCAAGAUCACGACGUCGCUCCCCCGCCAGACGAAGGUCAAGGAGUCGGUCCUGGAACAGACGGCGCAGUUCUCCGCGACGAUUCAGACGACCCUCCCCACGCAGGAGGUCAUCACCACGGCGAAGAAGUGUAUCACCACGACGCAGGAGUCCAGCAAAGCCGCGUCGAUCAGCUGAACGAAGUCCCAAGAAACGAGGGCAGAAGUCAAGUUCCCGAUCCUCUAGCAGUUCUGGCAGUUCUAGGUCACCAUCGCCUUCAAAUACGAAGAAAAUAACAAAGGAAGGAGAGAGGAGUGGAUCUGAUAGUUCUCCAGAUAAGGGGGGUGUACAGAAGAGGAGACAAUACCGAAAACAUGACGUCGAGUCCAGCGGGUCCUCCUCGUCUUCAGAUAGCGAGGCCUCUCCAGAGAGAAAGAGACCAGACAGAGGUAGGAGUCCAUUGUCCCCCCGUGGACGAGAUCGUAGAUAUUCCCCAGUGGGACGCAGGAGAUACUCCCCUCCACCCAGCCGAUUUAGUCCAGUCCGAUACAGACGACCUUCACCUCGCUAUAUAUCACCAAGGCGACCCAGAAGACGAUCAUCCCCAUAUUACGACAAUAGAAGGAGCCCGUUCCGGAGAGAUGGUUAUUCCCGGGGCUACUCUCCUCCCCAGCGCUGGGGAUCACCAUCCAGACGACAGCGAUCCCCUCCCAGAAACAUGUCCCCACGACGCAGGUUGGAUUCCCAUGAUUCCCCUCCCUACAGACGACGUAUGGACUCGGAGGGGUCACCCCCUAGACGAAGGGAAUCUCUAGGGUCGCCUCCAAGACGACUGGAGCCUGGUGGGUCAUCAAGAAGAGAUUCAAGGUCACCUGAAGGUUGGCGCAGUGCCAGAGAGGAUUCACAGCAGAGAAGGGAGCCCUUGUCAAGUAAAUCUGAUGUCAGACAACGUAAAGGUCGUGAGAGGUCACCAGAAGUCAGGAAGGGUCGUGAGAGGUCAUCUGAGGUCAGGAAAGGUCGUGAGAGGUCACCUGAGGUCAGGAGGUCACCUGGCAAGGAGAGAAAGGAGAGUGAAAGUUUGUCUUCAGAGUCAGAAUCUGAAUCUAGUGAAGCAUCAUCUCCAAAACAGAAAAGAGUGAAGGAGCUUUCCUCGGAGAGAAAACAGGUGGACAGGCUGAAACCAGAACCGGCCAGAAAACGUAAACAGUCUCCAGUCGGCAGGAAGGAGCGAGUCAAGAAAGAACCAGAGGAAAGUGAAGAUUCUGACUCGGAGUCAGGAACACCAUCACCACCUCCAAGAAAACAACAAAGGGAAGGUGCUCAGUUAAAAUCUCGCAUACAACGUGAAGAUCCGGGAAUGCGUGGCAGGGAAAGAGAAGGCAAGAGACCUGUAGGAAGCUCAAAGAGAGAAACUCGACCAUCCCCUGAACCAAGGAAAAAACUUCCCCCGAGAGAUGAAUCAGACGACAGCGAAAGUGAGAGUUCUGACUCCAGCGUACCAGAUAGAAGACCAUCCCCACCCCCAAAGGAUCGGGAAGGGUCAUCACGUAGGAGGUCAUCCCCACCCCCUAAGGAACGUACAAGGUCAUCCCCACCCCCAAGGGAAAGAGACGGGUCAUCACGCAGGAGGUCUUCUCCACCAAUGGGCCGUGGGCGCUCACCUGUUGACCGACCCACACAGAGGGAAACAUCAAGACGUGACAGGUCACCAGUCUCCCGUUCAAUGAGGAGAUCCCCCUCAGAAGAAAACCGAUGGAAGAGGUCAAGACGACCCUCUCCUUCCCCUCGACCUCGGGACAGGGAAUCUCUGUCACCCCCUGCCAGGCGGUCCAGAUCACCGCAAGUCAGACGUAAGAUGUCGCGCUCCCCGGAGGCCCGAGGGUCCAGGUCCCCACCACCUCCAGAGAGGACAUAUUCCCCCCGGGGCAAAAGGAACCGAGGAUUUAGUGGAUCAGAGAAUUACCCUCAAUCCAAAAGAUCCCGGGAUUAUGGCAUUGAGGUCAGAGGUGAGAGUUCAGAGUUCAGGGCUCGUGGUAAAGAGGAGCAGAGUAUGUACGAGCGUCGAGUGAUGGGUGGACGAUGGGAGGAGGAUGACGUGCGGGGGGAUAAAAGGGGAACCCCCUAUAUGGAGGAGGAGGGGUACAAGAGGGUUGUCAUGGUGAAGCCUCGAGAGGACAGGAAGGAGGAGGAGCUAGGGGAGGCCCAACAAAGGGGAAAAACGGAGAUAAAAGAGGCUUCUGGGAGUGAAUCUGAGGAAUCUCAAACUUCUAAGAAGAAAAAGAAGAAGGAAAAGAAGAAGCACAAGAAACAUAAAAAGCACAAGAAACACAAACAUAAGAAGAACAACCCGAAGGGGGCUGAAGGAGAGGACUCGGACAGCCAAGAAGACCUGGAGGCCCUGGAGAAACGAUUAAGAGAGAGGGCACUGCAGUUGAUCUAAUCUAAAGAGGAAGUGGAGCGUGAACGACAACUCCGAGAAAAGGCGCUACAGUCAAUGAAACGUCGCAGUGGGCCAGACAGCAGUGAUGAUGACUCUGACUGAAGUGAUGUCACCAUAUGAUGUCAUAAUAGAAAGUGAUGUCACAAUUGAAAGUGAUGUCACAAUUGAAAGUAAUGUCACAAUGUGAUGUCACAUUGUAUAGUGAUGUACUAUGGAAAGUGAUGUCACAAUGAGAAGUUGUUAAUGUAGGGUAAAAUCCCAGGUUGAAAUAAAGUCAAAUUCCCAGUGAAUGGGGAAAUCCUAUGACAUUAAAGGAAUAAUUAAUUGAAUUUCUUGCAUCAUAAAAUCAUGAUAACAUAAGUGAUUUUUUUUUCUUGUUAUGAAAUGUGACAUUGACUGUGUGGGGAUUAACCACAAUUGAGUUAUACAUUAUUACUGAAAAUUUCUUUUAUUAAUAUUUAAACAAUAUUACAGACUUGAUCAGUGAUUUAAGAAUCCAUUUAGAGUCAUUUUGCUUGUGUCUGUUCAUUCUUAUUUUAUCAUGAGAAAGAUUUGUCAUUCUGCUGAAAGAAUCGUGUUUGGUCUAUUAUGAAAAGCUGUAGAUAUUUUGUGAUUUUUAGCUGAUAACCUUGUUAACUAUAAUGUGUGAGAGUGGAGAAGUGGUUUUCAUUUUGUAGACUUGUAUUGCUUAAAUCUUAAAAAUAAACAUGAAGAAACA